UUGUUUUCUGGACUCUGAGUAGAUCCUCCAAGUUUGAUCCCAUUCAAGAAUGAGCUUCAUCUCUUGGUCUUCCGUCUGAGCGGGUUCCUCAGAAGCAACGAGUGAUGCGUAGCAUCUUGCGCCCAUGGAGAAGUGAGUAGAAGGUCUGAUCUUUGGAAGACUGCUAUGGGCUGAUUUGGACAGGGCCAAGGUCUGUAUGGAUCCUUUUCCACGGAGCGUCCAUUCCAAUUGCCCAGCAGUCGAAGUUCUACUAGACAGCUACAACUCUUUACUGAUGGCACCAUCUCCAUUGACUCAAUACAAUCUCCUCUUUGGAAUGAAGACACCAUGCUACUAAUCGGACAGGUGGAAUCAUUGGCUAUUAGUUUGAACUAUCCAUACUUCUUUGAAGAUCUUCUCUGGGAUACUCCUGGCCAUGGUUGGAAAAACAGGGGAGCCCCGUGUCCCGGCCACCUUGCAGAAAUCCCGCCUGAAGACCGAGGAGAAGAUCCUGGAUCUUGACUUCCAGCUGGAGAGCGUGCAAUUUAACGAACUAGGGAGGUACACCCUGCGGUUGACUGCAGAAAAUCCUCUGGUGGAGGGCUCUGAAGCUGGGGUGCAGCUGCGGGUGAAUGAAGGAGAAGUGCUUCAUACAAACACGGCCACCACCAACGUGGUAGAGCAGGCCAACCUCAGCGAAGUCUACAUGUUUGAGAAGCGGAGGUUUCUCUUCAUCCUGCCCAAAGGUUUCUGCAAAAACGAUAAAAACCACGAUGCUCGGCUGCGGAUUGAAGCUUUACGGCAGCGUGGGACCUUCCUGAAGACCACCGUGAAGACAGGAGAGGCGUUCUUCGCUAUUUACCCCCGCACUAACCAGCCUAGAAUAAACCUCUUUGCUAGCAAAGAUGAAGAUUUAUACCGUUAUAGUGAUAUUAUGGUGCUUCUCCGGGCUGGGGGCAACGACUUGGCCAUGCAUUGUGGGAGGUUGGCUUACACGGUAUCGUUCCACGAGCAUCGACCCAACGCCAAAAGAGAGAUACCCAUCACGCCACGCCAUCUUUCUCCUUUGGUCCCCCGCAAGGAAGAGAAGCUGCAGGUGGAGGUGGGAGGCUCUUACCUGGCACCUUUACAGUUGUUGGAAGUCCAGCCAGAGAGGACUCCAGGCAGUGCACUUGAACGCCGACCAUCUCAGGUGUCACUGACUGCAGAAUCCCAUGUUCGUGGGCACUCGCCGUACGGCCCGCCAGAGUCCCAAAAAGAAGUCCCCGAUGAAGACAUCCAAGGAUUUUUAGAAGAACGAUCCAUCUUAGUGGCUUCUUCUUCCUCCAGCUCCUCCUCCUCUUCGCUCGCACCAGCUUUGCCAAGGACGUUGCCAAGCCAUGCCAGUCUCCACCUGCCUUCUCCAGGAGAUAGCCCAAAGCUGGCCUCUUUCUUUGGAUUGCUGGUGAAAGAAGAUCCAGCUGGACCAGGACAAGCCGCGUUGACGUCCCACACAAAUGAUUGGCACCUGGCCAAUCCCGAAAAGGAAUCCAUCACCUUUGUGCUCCACAGUGCCUCCAACCUGCCCUCAACUCGCAAGGGAAAUGUCCCCCACCCGUAUGUCAUUGUCAAAACCACUUCAGAAGAAGACAGCAAACAGCCUGCUCAGGCAGUGACCCAUGUCUCUGCACAACCCACGUACGCUCCAACCUGGGAGGAAAGAGUAACAGUGGAAAUUGACUCCAUCAAGGCAGGAGAAGAAGAUGUGUCUCUCACUGUAGCUGACAAGGACUCCAAAGAAAUUCUCGCAAAAUAUAACAUCCCUGUGAAAUACCUCCGUCCUUUCCAUCAUUAUCACUGUGCCUUGGUGCUGCCUCGGAAGAAGGACCAAACAGGAACCAAAUUAUAUGCGUCCAUCAUUCGUAAACGUAGCCUCAUCCCACGCUAUGCUGGAGUGAACUACACAGGGCUGGAGGUCUUCCUCAAGGGGAUCAAUGAACCUCUUGCGCAGCCUGGUGGCAAAGUCAAAGCCGUUGCUAGAAUAGUGAACAACCUUGGAGCCUACAUACAGGAGAUGAAAGCUCGGCUACCUGACGCUCCUGCAGUUCCCUUGACCGUGGUGAAUUUCCCAGAUCCAGUAAUGGAGGAUUUUGAUGUCCCUCGGGUAAACAACCACGGAUAUCCACAGGUGUCUUCACUCGGUGGACCUCCUGAACAACCCAUGUGGAAUACUUCCUUCCUGUUUCAAGGAAGAGAUGGUGCUACCGCUUUUUCGGAUGAUACGGCCUUGUUAAUUGAAUACUAUAAAUCGACGCCAGGAGACGAUCUGGAAGGCACACCAAUGUUUUUAGGCUACUCCGUGCUGCCGCUGACCAACCGAGUUUACCGAAAGCUUGCGGCAGACAGCAGCCGAAGUGGAAUUAGGGUAGAAAAUCUACCCAUUCAGGAUACCACUAUGAAAACUACGUCCGGUGGACUUCCAACUGUCCAACUUGGCCUUCAGUUGAUCAAUUCAGAGAGGCCAGACAUCUUUCUGACUUCCUCAACCACAACUGGACUUCCCGUCCUGGAUCCAGAGUUGGUGGGAGAGCUCGGGACUAUCAAGGAACCCUGGACAAGACCAACUUCCAAAACUGAACAGAAGACCGCUACUCCUUCGGCUAGAGAUAGCGAUUCCUACAUUGAACCUGAUCGUGUCUCUUCCUACUUUGACCUUACAGAUAUCCAAAGCAAUCGGUUUCCGUUACCUGAUGCUGUAGCCAAGAUCCUGCCUGGGAAAGACAGCAGCAGGCCGGUCAUUGAAGAGAUCCAAGAUAUGGAAAUAGAUAAUUACCGUGCAGCCCUGAAAAAAAUGGCGGAUGACAUCCUAUCCUUGCGCCAACAUAUUUCCACGCUGGAGAGGGAAAACAGUGCCUUGAGACGCAACCUUGCCUUGCAUGAAGACAUUGGCCGGGCUCUUCUCCAGGACAUUGAUCUGGAUGUCAUGACCAAGGCAGAAAUAGUCGACAGAAUAUUGGUACUCAAGAAAAAAUUAACUUCUGGGGCUCGGGAGAUGGCCCGGAUGAAGGAUCGGAUACAAAGACUGCAAAACGAACUGAUUCGGAAAAAUGACCGAGAAAAAGACCUGGUGAUGUUACAGAGAGCCCACCAACAACAGCAGAUGGUGCUUAGAAAAUAUCAAGCCAAGAUCUCCAAGAUGCAAAAUCUUGAAGAUGCGGUCAGGCAGCAGGAAAAGGUAAUCGAGAGAAUGGAGAGGAUGCUGGAAGGGAAGAUGAAGGAACGGAUCAAAGAAGCCUCAUUUGGAGAGUUAUCCAAAACGGCUGGUGACAACUGGUCCAAAGAUGUCUACUCCACCCUAUUGAUGGAGAACAUGAGAUUACGGGAUGAACUGGGGAAAUCAUCUUUUCGUUCACCCAUCAUAUUGCAGCAACAGGCCUUACCAGAUACAUUUUCAAACAGCACAGAAAAGCUCUCCUUGGUUUCAAAGCUGGAGAAGGCUGAGGCCCGCAUCCUUGCCUUGGAACACCAGCUGGAAGACUCUGCCAAAACCUGGGGGCGAGAGAAGCAGGACUACAACACUCGUCUCCUUGAAAAUGACCUCGGAUUUAACCGAUCACCCUCCUCGUUCAUACUUCAUGAUAUUUAUCCGAACGAGAAGGAAAGGAGAGACAAUGAAGAGAAGUACAAAAACUCAGGGAAGGUCAUACAAAAGUAGCCAGUUCUGGGGCCGAAUCUCCUUAUAGAAACCCGCAUUGAUCCAACACAACUCAAGAGUCAUUGGAGUCCACAGCCUUCAACUUAAGUCUGGGAGGAGACCUUGGAAUUCUACCCGGUGCAGCAGAACAAAAUAUCUAUUGCGAAAUAUAUACAGUUAUAUACCUCUUUCCUGGAGAGACGAGCUGAAUACAGACUUCUCUGUAAACUA
This is a messenger RNA of Ahaetulla prasina, 3883 nucleotides long. RefSeq names its product coiled-coil domain containing 33 (gene CCDC33). The transcript is spliced from 25 exons. NCBI's taxonomy places the organism in Eukaryota, Metazoa, Chordata, Lepidosauria, Squamata, Colubridae. The coding region runs from base 416 to 3673 and encodes 1085 amino acids. Gene Ontology annotation, cellular component: peroxisome. The record is from RefSeq and is a predicted model, not a curated record.